AUGAUCUGUACUUCGGGAUGCCUGACCGUGGUCAUUCUUGUGGGCUUGACGUCGGGAAUUGCAAAAGCUAUGCAGCUUGGCGGCCCUGGCGCGUCGGCGUCGCCCCCAGCCUCGAGAAAGGGCAACAGUUCAUGGUUGCUCGGGAUCCGCACGCAUGGUGCCGUUGUGUGCAGCGUGGCGGAUGACUGCAUUGUCGGCUCUGGCUUGGGUCAUUGCAGUGUGCAGGUGGAUCCAGCUAUGAAGAUGCAGUUGGGCAGCACCGACGCGGGAGCAGUCCAUAACAGCUCGGUGCAGUACAACAACGAAUCGGAAAUCACCAUCACGGGGCAUGCACCUUCCUCGCGCUGGAGCCUCUGCCGGGCGACCAAAGAUGCCGAGGAAGAGGACCCCCCUAUCGCGCACCCAAGCAUGGAUGAGGUCUGUUACGAGGUCGACGGCCUCCCCGGCCUCUGUUUCCUAUGGGCCUCCCCGUGCUCUGGCGGAUGUUCUUCACUCCGUCCAUUCAUCGAGUACUACUCGAUCUGCCCGGGGAUGCGCUACGCCUCUGCACAGGAGUGGUCGAUUGCUCUGCCUGACUUGAACGCCCACAGGAAAGACUUCUACACCAAAUGCGCAGUUGGACUUCUCGAUCCAUGGUGGCACCACUGCGACUACGCGAACGCCUUCGUGCGUCAGCCGGAUGACGGCUGGAACGAGCUGGUCCUGGUAUGCGACACUUCGAUCCCCGCGAUUCCGGGGUUCACCUCGUGGGGCACCGGAGGGCCGACUGGGACCAUGUCGGCGACCGGGGGUCCCGCGCCGACGCCGAUGCCGCUUCCCCCGCCUCCUGGUCCGGGGCUUGUCCCGUGUGGUCUGACGGGCGGCUACAGCUCAUGGCCAGAGGACGCAACAUGCGCGAGUUGGAUCCAAGGGGCGGCCCAAGGGGGAGGCGCUAAUGUUUAUGUUGGUACUGUCGACACGUGCCAUCAUUGCAUACUGGCGGUCUUGACAGCUUACCCGUCCGCCAAGGGGGCCACGUUUCGAACUCCUGGUUUGACCUCGCAGGCUGGGGAGUGCUACGCCGAGGACGGGUGGUUGUACCCAGACGGCAAUCCAAGCUGGAUUACCAUCCCCGUCAUUGCAUCCUUGCAGUACUACACCGAUCUUGCGUCGGACCCCUGCAACCCAGCCUUCAACCUGACCAUGAAGCCGACUCCCGCUCCGACUCCCGCGCCGACUCCCAGCCCUCCGACGCCCAGUCCGACGGUUCCCGCGGCUCCGCCGACUGGGGGAGGGGGGAGUUCGAUCUCGGCGGUUGGGGAUCCGCACUUGCAGAACAUCUAUGGUGAGCGGUUCGACCUGAUGAGGCCUGGUAAGCACGUUCUGAUCAAUAUUCCUCGUGGGGCGCUCGCCGAGAACGCGCUGCUUCAGGUAGAGGCCGAUGCACAGAACAUGGGUGCACGAUGCGCAGACAUGUAUUUCCAAGAACUGAACAUCACGGGGGCGUGGGUGCAGGGGACGAAGCAGGACGGGGGUCUCCGCUUCCGAGCGCAGGACGUGGUCGACGGAUCGAUGAAGUGGGAGCAGUUCGGGAAGGUGGAGCUGAAGGUUGUCCAUGGACGCACAAAGCAAGGCACCCAGUAUCUGAAUCUAUACGCCAAGCGCCUUGAUCGUACUGGGCUUGCCGUCGGUGGGUUGCUGGGCGAAGAUGACCACUCGGAGGCAGCACUGCCCCCGAGGGGAUGCGCGCAGACCCUAUCCCUCAUCCAGGGCAAGCUUCCCUUCACUCGGCAGAGGCAGGCCUCCUCGGUCGAGGCCGUCUCCGCGUAG
Molecule: messenger RNA, 1809 nt
Organism: Prorocentrum cordatum
Lineage: Eukaryota; Dinophyceae; Prorocentrales; Prorocentraceae
Source: the annotation of a GenBank genome assembly